UGACCAACACAGGACUAGUGGAACAAACCAACAACCAGCAAAAUGGUCGAGUGGACAGAUUUCGAGCGCUCCACCAUCGCGGACAUCUUCUCCAAGAUUGACUAUGAAUCCGUGGGCCCUGCAGCUCUCUGCAGGUGUCUGAUCGUCUACCCCUGGACUCAGAGGUAUUUCGGCAACUUUGGAAACCUCUACAACGCCGCUGCAAUCAUGGGAAAUCCGUUGGUUGCAAAACACGGAGUAACUAUCCUCCACGGUCUGGACCGGGCUGUGAAGAACAUGGACGACAUCAAGAACGUCUAUUCCGAGCUGAGCGUGCUGCACUCCGAGAAACUGCACGUGGAUCCUGAUAACUUCAGGCUGCUUUCCGACUGCCUGACCAUUGUGCUCGCCACUAAGAUGGGCAAAGGCUUCACUGGUGAGGUCCAGGCAGCUUUCCAGAAGUUCAUGGCCGUGGUGGUGUCCGCCCUGGGAAGACAGUACCACUAGAGAGAUUCAGCAGAAGAUCACGCAGAGCAUAAGUUCUUUUUUUUUGUCAUGUCUCAAAGGCAAAAAUAAAUAAAAGAAUACGCAUAUUCCACAA
This is a messenger RNA of Plectropomus leopardus (leopard coralgrouper), 580 nucleotides long. Its product is annotated as hemoglobin subunit beta. Gene Ontology annotation, biological process: oxygen transport; hydrogen peroxide catabolic process. Gene Ontology annotation, molecular function: peroxidase activity; oxygen binding; organic acid binding. NCBI's taxonomy places the organism in Eukaryota, Metazoa, Chordata, Actinopteri, Perciformes, Serranidae. Gene Ontology annotation, cellular component: haptoglobin-hemoglobin complex; blood microparticle; hemoglobin complex. The record is from RefSeq and is a predicted model, not a curated record.